AUAUAUUUAUCCAGAAUGCCGCAGAGUACCACGAACAACAACUGGUCGUUCCAGCCACUCCAUCGCCAGCGGAGCACCAGCGGAUAUCCUCAGCAUGUUCUCAACACGGUGCCGGAAACUGCCGUGCUCACCACGCCCCCGCCCACGAGAAAACCGCUCACAAUACAAAUUGCUGGCGUUGCUGCAGCGGAAAGCGGACACAAGCGCAGAUUCUUAGCAGCGCGGAAAAAGCCGAAAAGCGCGAUGAAAAUGCUCGCGGACACGGAGCGUGAGGAAGCCCUCAACCUGCAAAUUGAGUUCGAGUGGGUGCUGCGCCAAGAAGUACACGCGAUACUGAAGCAACUGAGGAGCAUUCUGGUGGAGUGCGCCCAUCGGUUUCCGGUGCCCCUGUACGAGAACGAGGGAAAGAAGACUGAGAAGUUCAUACUCACCGUGUCGCCCGAUCAGCUGAAGGCCGUGCUGACCCUAACGGGCGAUGCCAUCACCCAGGCUGACAUUAGCUUUAAGCUGUGCAAGGCGCCGAGCCAAACGCAACGUACCUCCAUCACACAUGACUCGCCCUGGAAGUUGCAGCAGGUCCAGGAUGCGGCCAAUCAUCUGCAGACCGCCAUCAACCACAUAGACGAUGUCGACGACUCUUAUCACUUCAAAACCUCCGACGAAGUGCUGCAUGUGAUAGGCAACAUUCUGGAUGCCCUGCAGCGGGGCAGAAACAGUUUGCUGGUGCCCAAAAAGAAGCCCAUCGAUGAGCUGAUCAAAGGGCGCAAUAUGAAGUCGCUGGUGCCCAAUCUGCCCGAGGAUUUGGCCGUUAGUUUCUACCUGCAGAGCCACAAGCUGAUCAUUGCCGUCUACCAGCUGCUGAACAACCAGGGCACCAUGCGCUUCGAUUCCCGCCAGGCGGAGGCCUCUGUCCAGUGGCUAAACGACGUGCUACUGCUGCUGAUGAAUGGCCAGAAACUGUGCCAGCAAUUAAAAGACAAGAUAUCUGUGUUUUCGGUGUACAAAGAUUUCACAGUUGGCUCGCGUUCGCCCUCGGCACUUUCCUACUGAGACGGGGAGCGCCGGGAAAUGGAUGCCGGUUAUGGAAACCCUUGAUGGAUGACACUGGUGGAUCGGCGACAGAAACAAUAACAACAAUAAUAGCUAAUAAAGAACCGUACUUGUAAUAGCGAAGUAAAUAAUGUUAGUUGAAAUGUUGCUACUGGAAACGGCACACCCAUAAUACCCAUGCAUACUAUACUAUAUACUAUACUAUACAAUACAAUACUUUAAAACACUAUACUGCUAUAUACAGUAGUGUAUAGAGAGUUAUAUACAUACAUACAAGCAUACAACUAGUUUAAUGUACACAAUCAACAUUCAUGUUAAAUUACGAUUACGCAGAACCUGAGUUCAUCGCUUCACGUCACUCCAAUUAUGCAUCAAAAUGCAUCUAAAUAGCAUUAGGCUGAGAAUUGACAACAGAGAACGUUUGUGAAAACCAAUUGUGUUUGUAUGUGUAACUAAAUGAAAUUGCUAGAUAAUUAUAGUUUAUUCGUACAUGUAAUUUAAUGUAAUGUAAUACCAUGGCCCUUAUUUAUGUUUGCUACGAUGCAACUAAAUCCACAAAGUCAGCAAUCAAUCGGUACUUAAAGUCGGUACUUACAACGUUUAUACCCCCAACACAGCCCCUAUUUACAUACAUACCUAGGUACACACGGAAGGGGCAUCAACAUCGGCAUUUACAUGAUAUUGUUGUAAUAAACCAAACCGAAAUGUGAA
Molecule: messenger RNA, 1761 nt
Organism: Drosophila mauritiana
Lineage: Eukaryota; Metazoa; Arthropoda; Insecta; Diptera; Drosophilidae
Gene: rogdi
Product: protein rogdi
Exons: 8
Coding region: 16-1050 (344 amino acids)
Cellular component (GO): RAVE complex
Source: RefSeq, a predicted model, not a curated record